Acaulospora morrowiae is the source of this 414-nucleotide messenger RNA. The record is from the annotation of a GenBank genome assembly. NCBI's taxonomy places the organism in Eukaryota, Fungi, Glomeromycota, Glomeromycetes, Diversisporales, Acaulosporaceae.
AUGUCGAACGUGAGAGAGGAUGACAUCAAAGAGAAGGAUGUUUACUUCCGGUGGGAACAAUUGGUGUUACGUAAAUGGCACCAUGGAUUUUCCGAACCGUUUGAUAACAUUGGGGUGGCAUUCAAUGAUGAUGAGGUAUCAGCGGAAUCAUUUCACUUUGCAUUUACAGUUACCGCAACAUAUGAACAACGGGUAGAUCGUCAUCUUGCUGAACACAUGUUUUCAUGGACCAUUCAUGCUCGACCAACAUUCUUGAAGAUAUUUCCAAAUUGGGUUAAACUUCCCUGGACGCACUGUUCGUGGUUCACGUUCCCCUUAAUUAUUAACGGUAUCGAUCAUGUCACUGAACAAUCAGAUGCACGCACGAGGAGGCUGGUGAAUCGGGUAUUGGUGAUGAAAGACGGGGACGAGUGA